This is a messenger RNA of Limulus polyphemus (Atlantic horseshoe crab), 1017 nucleotides long. RefSeq lists its product as uncharacterized. The record is from RefSeq and is a predicted model, not a curated record. NCBI's taxonomy places the organism in Eukaryota, Metazoa, Arthropoda, Merostomata, Xiphosura, Limulidae. The transcript is spliced from 3 exons. Bases 8 to 556 code for a protein of 182 amino acids.
UCCAGGAAUGUAUCUAAUUUAUAGAAUCAACGAGUUCAAGAGACACCUCCAAGAGCAGAAUAAACGAGAGAUAGCAGAGAGAGAACUGGCCCACUUGAACCACAAGAUUGACAAACUUCUAGUGAAACUGGAAGGGCAUGAACCAGAAAUGGCCAAAUCACGUGAGGAAGAGUGUGCCAUCUGCAUCAGUGCCAGAGCGUCCAUGCAGACUUUUCCAUGCGGCCACAGAGUUGUCUGUAGAAAAUGUUUUGUAAAGACAAUUCAGAUUGUUGUGACCCAGAGAAUUCUGCCACUUCGGUGUGUCGUAUGUCGAGCUCGAGUUCUCCACAUUAAACAGAUACUUUCUGGUGGAAUUACAGAACCCACCGCCCGUAGAGUUUCAGUGUUGACAAAUUACAGAGAACCACACCAUAGUGUCCAAGAUACAUUAUUAGCUGAUGCUCUAGCAGGAUCUCAGUGUUUCCUCCCACAUAGCAUUAAUGACGUGGCUUUGAAAUCGAAGCAACUUCAAGGGUGUGAAAUACAAGUUUGCUAUCUCGCAGCUAUCUCAAUGUAGUAACAACAAUUUAAAAGAUGCAUUUUCAGUACAAGAAAGUUCACGAUCCACUACUGGUCACCAUCAGUCUCUGAAAAUUUUGAAAACUGAUCCAGAGGAGAGUAAGAUCCAAUGGGGGGAGCCCAGGUCAAAGAAUGCUGUGAGCAAGCAUGCGCCAAAAUACCGCCGACGUCAUCAGGUUCACGUUAGUACACCGGCACAGCUGUGUCCUAUCGAAGAACAUGAAGAACAAGAAACUAUAGAAGUCAGUAAUCAAAUAAACAAUCUUGACAUUCUAGAUGACGUAUCAGAGACAUGUUCUCUAAUCGCGCAAGAGAAACUUUCAGCACCUUGUAAAACGUCAGCGUUUUGGCAACUUCGGAGCAAAUGUUCUCUAGAAGUCUAAGAAUCCACGUCAAAAUAAAUCGUAUGAAGUCUUUAUUUAACGUCUUCACCUUGAUUAUAAAAUAAUCAGUGAUAGA